Molecule: messenger RNA, 774 nt
Organism: Emericellopsis cladophorae
Lineage: Eukaryota; Fungi; Ascomycota; Sordariomycetes; Hypocreales; Bionectriaceae
Exons: 5
Coding region: 1-774 (257 amino acids)
Molecular function (GO): oxidoreductase activity, acting on the CH-OH group of donors, NAD or NADP as acceptor
Source: RefSeq, a predicted model, not a curated record
AUGACAUCGCGUCUGGCUGGCAAGCAUGCAGCCAUCAUCGGCGCGACGGGUUCCAUCGGCUCCAGCAUUGCCAAAGCAUUUGCGCAACAAGGCGCCGUGCUGUCUCUACUCGGGAGGACAGCCCUUGACGCACAGCGGACAUUAGGCCCUCAGCUCACGCCCUAUCAGCCAUUGGCUGGCGACUCAUCUAAGGCACCUACCGAGCACCGAUUUAUCAAGCUCGACGUCACAUCGUCAGCCGAACUCAAGAGACUCUUCUCGUCCCGAAAGGCAACUGACGAUGCCGUUGGCGCGGUGGACAUCCUGGUCAACUGCGCAGGCAUCACGCAGACGACCAUCUUGAAGCGCACCCACGAUGAAGACAUUGAGAAGGUCAUGGAUACGAAUCUGACCUCGGCUAUACUUGCGUGCAAACACGCCCAGAUAAAUGACAAUGGCUGUAUCCUCAACGUUUCCAGCCUGAUGGCGACGCGUCCCGCCAUCGGAGCUGCCGUCUACACUGCCGCCAAGGCGGGCAUGAUUGGGCUCACGAGCGCCCUGUCUCUAGAACUCGCCCCGCGAUCAGUUCGCGCAAACGCCCUCUUGCCAGGCUGGGUAGAAAGUCCAAUGUGGAAUAAUCUGAAGCCCGACCUCAAGGAACAGUAUCUCAAGAGGAUACCGGCCCGGCGCGUGGCGGCUCCGGAGGAGGUGGCUGAUGCUGCUGUUUUCUUGGCGGCAAACUCCUACGCAAACAACUGCAUCCUAAAUUUGGAUGGUGGGCUGAGUGCGGCAUGA